Molecule: messenger RNA, 1008 nt
Organism: Ordospora colligata OC4
Lineage: Eukaryota; Fungi; Microsporidia; Ordosporidae
Exons: 1
Coding region: 1-1008 (335 amino acids)
Source: RefSeq, a predicted model, not a curated record
AUGAGUGAUUAUAGCAAGCAAAAGGUGUAUCUCACAGAUAUAAAUAGGGAGCCAAACACCGGAGGUAGGAAGCAAGCCAGGAUAGAACUACGUUUACUGAAGGAAGCAUGUUCUCUCAAGAUUGAGCCAGACGUACUGCCAAAAGAGGAAAACGUAGCACCAGACACCAAUCUGUUUUGUGUGACUGCAUAUUGCACUGCAGAUAACUAUGAUCUCAAGAACUUGUACAAGUAUCUGAAAAAGAACUCACUUUGCAGUAAGGUUUCGAUGUAUUUUGGAGAAUGCCUGUACACAAGAAUGAGCUUUGGGGGAGAGGGAGAUGAAGGGUUAGAUUGCUUUUUCUAUGAGUAUGGGGUGGUGGUCUGCUGGGGAAUGGAUGCAAAUCAGGAGUCGAUGAUAGUUAAGCUUGUGUCCAAGCAUGAGGAGAAUCCAUAUGAGGCAUCAGACAUUGAGGUUGAGUCAUUCAAGUAUGGAAUAACUGAAAAUCCAUUUAUUAUGAACGACAUAAUAUACCUGAACUCUGAGAAUCAUUUUAGUAAGAUGGUGGUUUCUAUUGCAAUUGCACAGAGUGUGAAGCUUGAUUACUUUGAGAAUCUUGUUGACAACACAAUUGAAGAUGUCAAAGAGUUUCCUGAAGAGAUGGAGCGUGAAGGUAAGGUCAGUAAGAACAGAAGAGAGAUACUAAAGAUGAUUGGUAAACUACAUCGACUGAGGUUUAAUCUGAAUCUUGGAUCAAACAUUCUUGAUGAGCCUGAGUUUGUGUGGGACUAUCCGGCUUUUUCUCCGUUGUAUGAGACAUGUAAGAGGUAUCUUGACAUCAAGCAUAGAGCAGAUCUAUUAAACAGAAGAUGCGAUGUGAUAAAUGGAAUUCUGGAGAUUCUGAGUGAAAACACAAACAGAAGCAAUGUAGAGAAGUUUGAGGUUGUUCUCAUCAUGAUAGUUCUUGGCAAUGUGCUGUUGAUUAUAUUGCUAAUGGCAUUGAUGUAUUAUAUCAGAUUGAAAUGGUGA